Messenger RNA from Coregonus clupeaformis (lake whitefish), 3984 nucleotides. Its product is annotated as transcription factor 20. Lineage: Eukaryota; Metazoa; Chordata; Actinopteri; Salmoniformes; Salmonidae. Gene Ontology annotation, cellular component: nucleus. The coding region runs from base 217 to 3039 and encodes 940 amino acids. Gene Ontology annotation, biological process: regulation of transcription by RNA polymerase II. The record is from RefSeq and is a predicted model, not a curated record. The transcript has 6 exons.
GCGCUGACUUGAAAUGCUGCGCAGUUUACGCGCGUCCAGGAAAGUACAGGGAUUUUUUUUUAUCCCGUUUACUGACACAAAUGAGGAGUUUUUCAAACAUCUAAUUCGGAGUUUUAGGGUACAAGAGGUAGAUUGGCUCUUGACCAAGAUGCUGGGUGGGACUCACUGUUGAAUUGGACGUUUGUAAAGCCCCCCACUCCUUCCUGUUUGGUUGCUAUGGAGAAACCGCUGGGGGACUCGGAUGAUUUACAGCCACAGGACCUCUCCUCCACCCGUAGCCUUCCCGCUGUGAUGGACCUGACCAGAAAAGGUGAGGAAUGCCUCCUGAAAGCCAACUCCAUGGAGGCCCUACGGGUGGUCAAACCUCCCAGCUGGUACCCAAACUCUGGGAGCAGCAAGGGACUCUCCUUCCCCGAGACUGACCAUAUGCUUCAACCAGUAGACCACAUCCAGCCGGACAAUGCCUUCUCCAACACUACAGUCACCCUCUCGUAUGUGAGCCGGUCUCAUGUCUUCUCCACCCAUGACACUCUCUCCCAGCAUUCCCCUCUCUACGGCGUCCCGUCGAUCAGCAGGUUCUCAACAAUGGAUGGCUACUUGCAGCAGGUGGAUAGGCCUCUGGCCUUAGCGCCUCGGUCUGAAAUGUUUGACUCUAUCCCUCCAGCCCAGGUGGUGGGUGAGAAUGUCCCAAGAGUUUGUCUGAUACAGCAGUCUCAUGAAAUCAAUGGCGAUCGAGUUGCAAGUAACGGAGGAGUGGAGAAAUACAAGCCUCAACAGAGAGGGAGUUCAAUGGAACGCACUCUUUCUCAGGACACAGACAACGAAGGAUUGCAGAACGACCAGGGUAGUAGCAGCUGGUCCAACUCUGCCAUCUGUGUCGAUUCCUCCCCAGAGUCUCUCACUACAGACAUGGAGGAGGGACAGAGGAGGGCUUCAGAACUUCUUUUUCUCAUCUCUAGAACAGAGGAGCCAGUCCUGAUGCAGGACAGCAGGAGUCCCAGGGACCUGUGUUCUCCAAAUAGGGAGUAUAUCAGCCCUCUGGAGGACCCGGUCUCUCCCUCUGUCUCACUGCAUGACGUAGAGGACGGUUUCAUUCUGCCUCAGGCCUCCUGCUCACCCUGCGCUGAGAAUUCUUUAGCAGACGAGACGUCUGAUACCCGCUGGGAUGAGCUGGAGAGAGGAGGGCCUGGGCUGUCUGCAGUACAGGGGACAAGGUCUAAUGGGGAUAAUACACCAAGGUUAGAUUACAGCGAGGACUACCAGGAGCCAGGACGUAAACCCAAGGCAGCUCCGGAGCCUAUUGUCGACUUGACAGAAGACGAGAGCGCUGUGCCAGAGUUUUUAGAAAAGAAGCCCAGGCAGACGGCUGCUACUCACCUGAAUGGUAAUGUGAAGGCAGAGCAGAGGACUUCUGAGAGGAAACAACUCGCCCCUCGCUCUGGCAGGGGAACCAGGUUAGAGGCCAUAGUGAUGAACAUAAACCCUAACUGGUAUAAAGGAUCCACUAAGAAGCCCAAGACCUCAAAGGCCCAUCCUCAGACAAAUCCCCUGACCCAGAGCAGUCCAUCUAAAGCCGGUGUUAGUCCUAACAAACAGACCUUGUCUGUAGUGAAGAAGGGCCAGAAUAAAGCAGCAUCUAGCGCAGAGGGAGAGGCUAAAGUAAAGGCAGCGGUAGCCUCACCGACAGGUCGUAUGGAUAGCAUUUACAUGAACACAGACAGCUGCAAAGAGUCUACCUCAGAUUCUGAACACACCCGUUUUCCAAAAUACCCAAACAACCACAGCACAUUUCCCAUAACCUCCAGCCUGCCCUUUGCUCCAGACAAUGAUUCAGAGAAGGAGAUGGAACACAGAGAGUCAGGUCCAGAGCCCUCCUCUGAGAUGGAUGUACUGACUGUAUCACCGUCACUUAAAGCAUCUCCAAAGAAACCCGGGAAGCAUAAAGCUAAGACCGCAAGCAGUGAACCAGCUUCUCCCACAGCCAAAUCAAGGAAGGCCCCUGCUCCCAAGAAGAAACGGAAGAAACCCAGACUGGAUCAGUCUUCUAUGUUCUCCCCUCAGGAGCCUGAGAUCAAACUAAAAUACAUCAACUACAAGGAGGAGAAGAGGGACGUGAGGGUGGAAACCUUCUCUCCGUUCAUCCACGUGGAGCGUAAGCCUUCCUCCACCUCCCCCGCCAACUGUGCUGUCAUCAACUACCCAGAGGAGGAGAAGCCCAGGCAGAAGGGCCAGGGGCAACAGCAGGCUGGAGGCUCAGGAUCCGGGGGUUUCAUCCCAGGGGCUGUACCCUCCACCUCCUGCCUCCACCUGGGCCGCAUCUCCACCCACAGCCAGUACCACAGCUCCCUGGUCUGCUGCCUUUGUGGAGGCUCGGCUAACGCCAUGGACCUGGGGGACCUCCACGGGCCCUACUACCCUGAGGGAUACAGACCCAGCACUAAAGCCCCAGCUAGCAAAGCAGGCCUCGAAGAGGAGGAGGAUUUCAGUGACUCUGACUCCUCCUGCAGCGUGAGAGGCCAGGGCAGAAAGUGUGCUCGGCCCCCGGGGGUCCCCUGGCCCCACAAACCUGGCCCCCGGCUGAACCAGGAGGGCCGGCUGGGGAGGUGGACCAGUGACAGUGACCCCUCAGGCAGCCCUCGAGCUAAGAGGGCCAGGACUGAGGCUGGGCCUGGGGUUACAUCUGAGGCCGGGGCUGCAGUGGAUGACUGGUACAUCCCCCCUGUGGUGCCUCUGGACCAGUUUGAGUACUGGCUCCACGAGGACUGCAGCAUCUGGUCUGCAGGUGUGUUCCUGGUGAAGGGGAGGGUCUACGGCCUUGAAGAGGCGGUCAAGGUGGCUCAGGAGACGACGUGUUCUCGCUGCCAUAACCCAGGUGCCACUUUGGGCUGCUUCUUCAAAGGAUGCCCCAACAAGUAUCACUACAGGUGUUCUCUACAGUCAGACUGUGUCCUCAAUGAAGAGAACUUCUCCAUGAAAUGCACCAAGCACAAGAACAAGUCAUUCCAGGGCCCUUCUAGGAGCAGAAGAGAUGACUGGUGACGUAACCAGAAGACAGACUUGACAUGACGUCGUUCAUCUGUGGCGUUACACGGGGUUUCCCCUGUGAGCCUGGUAACCGUGGCGACACUAACUGUCCUCUGAUUGAUUGACAGCUGGGCUGGGGCUGAAGGCAAAACACCCACAAACCUUAACUGGCUCUCUACGCCUCGGCUACCUGUCCUCUUAUCUCCACCACAUAAAAGCACUGCUAAGACUAAGCAGGAGACCAAGGCUGUCCUAACGUUCUGCUACCUUUCAGUCCUUCUCGUGGUUCUGGACUAACUGGCAACGGUGGCUACUAAAUGGGCCAAUGACUGAACAGAACCGAGGAGGUUGGGAGCGGGGCCCAAAGCCAAUGUCCGUCACCAUUCGAUUGAAGAGAAAUGUUUUCAUGUUGCUUAUGGCUAAAUGCGUGCUAUCGCUUUGUAAUUAUUUAUUAGGAAAAAGGAUGCGCUCCCUUUUUUUAAAAAUUGAAUUGUUGAUCAAACAAUUGGAGAUAUUUUAUUUUGUAAAGCUUUCAAAGUAUGUGAUUUAUAUUUUUGCUUAUUUAUUUUUUGGGGUAUCUUGUGGCUUUAGUUUUUAUUUAGCAAUUCACCUGGAGGUGUGUUUCGUAUGCGUCUUAAGUUAUGAGUAAGAACCCUGAUGAUGAAGACUCCACUUGGUAGAGGAACUGGUGGUCGUAUAGCAGCAGUGCAGAAUGGUCUAGUAUUCAGAUCGACCACAAGUUUAUCGACAGAACCAUAUCUGAUUACAAUACAGGUACCUGUGAUAUCUAUUCAUGAAGACCAUACUUUGCUAAAUUGACAGGUUUAUUCUCAUGUGAUGAAAAUAAUGCCAGAUUCAUCUGAUUUUAGUUCUGAGGGUGAGAAGAGGCGUGCUUUUCAACUGAUUUUACUUGCACUUUGUUUUGUCAUUUGACAGUGAUAUAAAUAAUUGUUGAGGGAA